AUGGAUGGGGGUGAUGGCAACGCAGCAGAGCGUGCUAGCAACGCAGCAGAGCGUGCUAGCAACGCAGCAGAGCGUGCUAGCAACGCAGCAGAGCGUGCUAGCAACGCAGCAGAGCGUGCUAGCAACGCAGCAGAGCGUGCUAGCAACGCAGCAGAGCGUGCUAGCAACGCAGCAGAGCGUGCUAGCAACGCAGCAGAGCGUGCUAGCAACGCAGCAGAGCGUGCUAGCAACGCAGCAGAGCGUGCUAGCAACGCAGCUGGGCGUGCUAGCAACGCAGCAGAGCGUGCUAGCAACGCAGCAGAGCGUGCUAGCAACGCAGCAGAGCGUGCUAGCAACGCAGCAGAGCGUGCUAGCAACGCAGCAGAGCGUGCUAGCAACGCAGCAGAGCGUGCUAGCAACGCAGCAGAGCGUGCUAGCAACGCAGCAGAGCGUGCUAGCAACGCAGCAGAGCGUGCUAGCAACGCAGCAGAGCGUGCUAGCAACGCAGCAGAGCGUGCUAGCAACGCAGCAGAGCGUGCUAGCAACGCAGCAGAGCGUGCUAGCAACGCAGCAGAGCGUGCUAGCAACGCAGCUGGGCGUGCUAGCAACGCAGCAGAGCGUGCUAGCAACGCAGCAGAGCGUGCUAGCAACGCAGCAGAGCGUGCUAGCAACGCAGCAGAGCGUGCUAGCAACGCAGCAGAGCGUGCUAGCAACGCAGCAGAGCGUGCUAGCAACGCAGCAGAGCGUGCUAGCAACGCAGCUGAGCGUGCUAGCAACGCAGCAGAGCGUGCUAGCAACGCAGCAGAGCGUGCUAGCAACGCAGCAGAGCGUGCUAGCAACGCAGCAGAGCGUGCUAGCAACGCAGCAGAGCGUGCUAGCAACGCAGCAGAGCAUGCUAGGCAACGCACUGGGCGUGCUAGCAACGCAGCAGAGCGUGCUAGCAACGCAGCAGGAGAGCGUUCUAACAACGCAGCAGAGCGUGCUAGCAACGCAGCAGAGCGUGCUAGCAACGCAGCUGGGCGUGCUAGCAACGCAGCAGAGCGUGCUAGCAACGCAGCAGAGCGUGCUAGCAACGCAGCAGAGCGUGCUAGCAACGCAGCAGAGCGUGCUAGCAACGCAGCAGAGCGUGCUAGCAACGCAGCAGAGCAUGCGAGCAACGCAGCAGAGCGUGCUAGCAACGCAGCAGAGCGUGCUAGCAACGCAGCAGAGCGUGCUAGCAACGCAGCAGAGCGUGCUAGCAACGCAGCUGAGCGUGCUAGCAACGCAGCUGGGCGUGCUAGCAACGCAGCAGAGCGUGCUAGCAACGCAGCAGAGCGUGCUAGCAACGCAGCAGAGCGUGCUAGCAACGCAGCAGACAACGCAGCAGAGCGUGCUAGCAACGCAGCAGAGCGUGCUAGCAACGCAGCAGGAGACCGUGCUAGCAACGCAGCUGGGCGUGCUAGCAACGCAGCUGGGCGUGCUAGCAACGCAGCAGAGCGUGCUAGCAACGCAGCAGAGCGUGCUAGCAACGCAGCAGAGCGUGCUAGCAACGCAGCAGAGCGUGCUAGCAACGCAGCAGAGCGUGCUAGCAACGCAGCAGAGCGUGCUAGCAACGCAGCAGAGCGCGCUAGCAACGCAGCAGAGCGCGCUAGCAACGCAGCAGGGCGCGCGAGCAACGCAGCAGGGCGCGCGAGCAACGCAGCAGGGCGCGCGAGCAACGCAGCAGGGCGCGCGAGCAACGCAGCAGAGCGUGCGAGCAACGCAGCAGAGCGUGCUAGCAACGCAGCAGAGCGUGCUAGCAACGCAGCAGAGCGUGCUAGCAACGCAGCAGAGCGUGCUAGCAACGCAGCAGAGCGCGCUAGCAACGCAGCAGAGCGCGCUAGCAACGCAGCAGAGCGCGCUAGCAACGCAGCAGAGCGUGCUAGCAACGCAGCUGGCAACGCAGCAGGGCAUGCGAGCAACGCAGCUGGGCAUGCUAGCAACGCAGCAGAGCGUGCUAGCAACGCAGCAGAGCGUGCUAGCAACGCAGCAGAGCGUGCUAGCAACGCAGCAGAGCGUGCUAGCAACGCAGCUGGGCGUGCUAGCAACGCAGCAGAGCGUGCUAGCAACGCAGCAGAGCGUGCUAGCAACGCAGCAGAGCGUGCUAGCAACGCAGCAGAGCGUGCUAGCAACGCAGCAGAGCAUGCGAGCAACGCAGCAGAAAGUGCGAGCAACGCAGCAGAGCGUGCUAGCAACGCAGCAGAGCGUGCUAGCAACGCAGCGGAGCGCGCGAGCAACGCAGCAGAGCGCGCGAGCAACGCAGCAGAGCGCGCGAGCAACACAGCAGAGCGCGCGAGCAACGCAGCAGAGCGCGCGAGCAACGCAGCACAGCGCGCGAGCAACGCAGCAGAGCGCGCUAGCAACGCAGCAGAGCGUGCUAGCAACGCAGCAGAGCGCGCGAGCAACGCAGCACAGCGCGCGAGCAACGCAGCAGAGCGCGCUAGCAACGCAGCAGAGCGUGCUAGCAACGCAGCAGAGCGCGCGAGCAACGCAGCAGAGCGCGCUAGCAACGCAGCAGAGCGCGCUAGCAACGCAGCAGAGCGCGCUAGCAACGCAGCAGAGCGCGCUAGCAACGCAGCAGAGCGCGCUAGCAACGCAGCAGAGCGCGCUAGCAACGCAGCAGAGCGUGCGAGCAACGCAGCAGAGCGUGCGAGCAACGCAGCAGAGCGUGCUAGCAACGCAGCAGAGCGUGCUAGCAACGCAGCUGAGCGUGCUAGCAACGCAGCUGAGCGUGCUAGCAACGCAGCUGAGCGUGCUAGCAACGCAGCUGAGCGUGCUAGCAACGCAGCAGAGCGUGCUAGCAACGCAGCAGAGCGUGCUAGCAACGCAGCAGAGCGUGCUAGCAACGCAGCAGAGCGUGCUAGCAACGCAGCAGAGCGUGCUAGCAACGCAGCAGAGCGUGCUAGCAACGCAGCAGAGCGCGCUAGCAACGCAGCAGAGCGCGCUAGCAACGCAGCAGAGCGCGCUAGCAACGCAGCAGAGCGUGCGAGCAACGCAGCAGAGCGCACUAGCAACGCAGCAGAGCGUGCGAGCAACGCAGCAGAGCGUGCGAGCAACGCAGCAGAGCGUGCUAGCAACGCAGCUGAGCGUGCUAGCAACGCAGCUGAGCGUGCUAGCAACGCAGCUGAGCGUGCUAGCAACGCAGCUGAGCGUGCUAGCAACGCAGCUGAGCGUGCUAGCAACGCAGCAGAGCGUGCUAGCAACGCAGCAGAGCGUGCUAGCAACGCAGCAGAGCGUGCUAGCAACGCAGCAGAGCGUGCUAGCAACGCAGCAGAGCGUGCUAGCAACGCAGCAGAGCGCGCUAGCAACGCAGCAGAGCGCGCUAGCAACGCAGCAGAGCGCGCUAGCAACGCAGCAGAGCGCGCUAGCAACGCAGCAGAGCGCGCUAGCAACGCAGCAGAGCGCGCUAGCAACGCAGCAGAGCGCGCUAGCAACGCAGCAGAGCGUGCGAGCAACGCAGCAGAGCGUGCGAGCAACGCAGCAGAGCGUGCGAGCAACGCAGCAGAGCGUGCUAGCAACGCAGCUGAGCGUGCUAGCAACGCAGCUGAGCGUGCUAGCAACGCAGCUGAGCGUGCUAGCAACGCAGCUGAGCGUGCUAGCAACGCAGCUGAGCGUGCUAGCAACGCAGCUGAGCGUGCUAGCAACGCAGCUGAGCGUGCUAGCAACGCAGCAGAGCGUGCUAGCAACGCAGCAGAGCGUGCUAGCAACGCAGCAGAGCGUGCUAGCAACGCAGCAGAGCAUGCGAGCAACGCAGCAGAGCGUGCUACCAACGCAGCAGAGCGUGCUAGCAACGCAGCAGAGCGCGCUAGCAACGCAGCAGAGCGCGCUAGCAACGCAGCAGAGCGCGCUAGCAACGCAGCAGAGCGCGCUAGCAACGCAGCAGAGCGCGCUGAUAGGAUUCAAGAAUAA
Closterium sp. Yama58-4 is the source of this 3906-nucleotide messenger RNA. The record is from the annotation of a GenBank genome assembly. NCBI's taxonomy places the organism in Eukaryota, Viridiplantae, Streptophyta, Zygnematophyceae, Desmidiales, Closteriaceae.